AGACAGUGACUACUUUAAACCAGGAGCAGAGGAUCCUAUGAACACGUUAUUGGUGAGUAAAUAAGCUUUUAUUCAGAGUUGUCUUGUUCUAACUGAUUCAGAGCAGCAAUAACAUGUAUUAUAACUCUCUUUGGAUGCUUUACAAAUACAAAGUUGUAGUUGUUGCGUACUCGGCUACCGAGGUGAAGCGAUCCGCUGCGUUUCAAAGCUCAUAAUCUAUCUUUGAACAGAAGCUGAUGGUUACAGUUGAAGCUGAAUGCUGAAGGUAGCCUAAGGAACUUUUGUGUAUUGGUAGAUCUGUAUAUUGGUGGAAUGUGAAAUAACCGUGUGGAUGUUAUUUUACAAAGCAUAGGUAACAGAUAUUUGUUGAUCAAGGUACACGCAAUGUGAAUUGUCUACUGUGGGUUAAAAAUAAUAAAGUCACUACUUUUAUAGGGAAGGAUUAAAACGUUUUUAAUGAGCCGGGUUGUCUGAGGCUGUUUAUGGGUCAUUUUUCUAUCCACUAUAAUGACAUAAAUCCAAUGCAUUCCCAGCCUGGGCCAGGGGGAACAACGAUAGUUCAACAUCGUAAAGGUCAAUUGAUCAUUCACUGGAGUAUGACCGGCAUCAAACUCUUUGGUAAACAAAUGGUCUCUGGAUUUAGUCUUCAUGAUAGGAUCAACUAUCAGAACGAGGAUCUGUAGUCAUUAUGUGUUGAAGGUUAUGUAGCGCAGGGAAGCGGACUAGCAACAUUCCGCUCCAUUUCUGUAUGAACCUGUCUUUGGCUUCACAUUAACGCUUGUCAUGGGUGAGCAACUUUGUGCCAAGAGAUCUGUGAAGCGCUUUAUUCUUAAGUGUUCUGAAGUUAUUUCCUUUCCACAGGACUUAUAAACCGCUAAAGAGGAUGAGCCAAUUCUCUCCCCAUAUGCGGGGCACACAAUCUAUGCGUACUCCCCCAAGCAUGAGCAGCGAGUUCCCUGGUGGGAGAACAGAGAGGAUGAUAACGAGUGUCAGUUGUCGUACAAGGCCACCUCCACUCCAUUACGAGCCCUGGACCUCUUCGGUGACCCCUGACCUCUUGCAUAGCUCUGUACUGAGCAAUGACCCCUGGCUGACCCAUGACCCCAGGCUGACCCGUGACCCCAGGCUGACCCGUGACCCCAGGCUGACCCGUGACCCCAGGCUGACCCGUGACCCCAGGCUGACCCGUGACCCCAGGCUGACCCGUGACCCCAGGCUGACCCGUGACCCCAGGCAGAUCCAUGACCCCAGGCAGAUCCAUGACCCCAGGCAGAUCCAUGACCCCAGGCUGACCCAUGACCCCAGGCUGACCCAUGACCCCAGGCUGACCCAUGACCCCAGGCUGACCCAUGACCCCAGGCUGACCCAUGACCCCAGGCUGAUCCAUGACCCCAGGCUGACCCAUGACCCCAGGCUGACCCAUGACCCCAGGCUGACCCAUGACUUCAGGAAGAGUUCUUGUCUGACCCCUUAUCAGGCCAUGAGAGAAAUGCGAUCCAAAUCUUGUGGCUGACCCCUGACCCCAGUGUGACCCUGACGUCUGGUCUGACCUGAGAUCUAUACUGACCACGACAAUGUUCGGCCACACGUUUGUGGGGGGGCGAUGAAAUUCAUGUCCCCAAGAGAUUCUGAGUGAAACCUAGUCAUCUGUAAAGAGCCAAUGCCGUUUAUAUGCAUUUGCGACCAUUGGUGCUUAUUUUGAGCAUAGCCUAGCAUGAUCUUUAUCUGAAAAUCACCUUAUUAAAAUAAUCAGACUGGUCCAUAGAGCCUGUGUGCGACAUGUCGGGUCAUUAGAGCGUGUAAUCAGAUGACAUGCAAUAACGCAUUAAUGACCAUCAAGUUUCCUAAUUUCUAAUCCAUCAGGGCUACAAAGCUGUGCCUUUAAUUUUGAACGCAAUAAUCAUAUUUACUGCCUUGAGGUGACAAAUAAACUAAUAAAGAAAUAAAGAAGA
This is a messenger RNA of Gadus chalcogrammus (walleye pollock), 1952 nucleotides long. RefSeq names its product zinc finger CCCH domain-containing protein 13-like. NCBI's taxonomy places the organism in Eukaryota, Metazoa, Chordata, Actinopteri, Gadiformes, Gadidae. The record is from RefSeq and is a predicted model, not a curated record. The transcript is spliced from 3 exons. Bases 884 to 1513 code for a protein of 209 amino acids.